CAAGGGCGGGGCCUGGCCGCCAAACCCCGCCCCCUGGCGGCACGUGGGGCGGAGCCGUGGCCGGCAUGGAAGAAGCUGGAGCAGCUCGGGCCGGGCUGGGCUUCACCUUGAGUGUCCCAUUUCCAUCCCCCCUGGAGGCCCAAAUCGCUCAUGGCUCCCUGGCCCCUGACCCUGAGCCCCGCAAGGGGGGGAUCAGCAAAGAACUGACUGUGACCGAGAACUUCCUACACGUGUGCUGGAAAGCAGACGAGGCCCGGAUCCUGCGUGUUUCCAUCAGCUCCUUCCUGGACCAUCUCUCCCUGGUGAUACAGACCAUGGAGAUGUUUGGGCCACCGGUACCCCGAUAGCACCUGCCCUCUGGCACCCCUGGGGAGCCAGGGGUGGGACAAGAGGCUGGGACGACAUCCCCUCAGCCUCCACUGCCUUGAAGAUGCUGGAGCCGGUGCUGCUGGGGGUGCAGGCCAGGCGUCAGCUGGACUGUCCUGGUCGGGGGGGACAGAGCUGGGGGAUCACAGAGACGGUCCCUGCAUCUGGCCAGCACCUUGGACUGGUUUCAGCUCUGAGGCUAGAAGAGCCUGGGGGAGGGGGGUUUGGG
This is a messenger RNA of Chrysemys picta bellii (western painted turtle), 595 nucleotides long. It is a transcript of the gene LAGE3, whose product is annotated as L antigen family member 3. Lineage: Eukaryota; Metazoa; Chordata; Testudines; Emydidae. The record is from RefSeq and is a predicted model, not a curated record. Gene Ontology annotation, cellular component: EKC/KEOPS complex.